AUGACAUCCGAUUAUCGAUCACCCCUCAUGUAUGAUGCGAAUGCAUCCAAGCCCUUGUACGUGGGACAGGAGCAGCCUCAUGCGCGAUUUACCAAGGAGACAAGGUCAAGUGAGACGUACGAAUGGACUGAUGAGGUGGAAGAAUGGACCACUGAGACAGCUAUCAAAUUAACAACGUACAAGAAAAAGCCAGACGUAGCCCGGAAACAGGUGAGGCCGUCUACCGGAAUCCAGCGCCAGCAGUUGACCACUUCUCACAAGAGCCUCCCGUUCGUCUCGGAAACAGGAACAGCCAGACCGAAAGGCACUUCUCGGACUUUGAUUCGCUCUCAUGCGAGAAGAAAGCCUGAUAAUAGAACCAAGCCUCCAAGCCAACCUGCUUUAAUAGCGCCUCGAAACGACAGCUUGGACGCUAAAGAGGAAAGCGACGAGAGACACCAACACUCCCAUGUCUUCGAACAACAUCAACUCAGCCUGUUCCCACGCACGGCUGUAAUCGACCCUUUUCAAACUCUACCCGUAUCAGAUACUGGACAUGCUCAAUUCUAUAUCCAUUACUAUGAUGCUGUAUUCAGCGAGACGGCCUCUCCGGUCAACCCACGAAAAGAAUACCUCUCCUUCGUUAUGACUGAUGCGGCACUGCUCCAUGCCACCCUGUCGCACUCUGCGCUGCGGCACAAUAUACUUCAUGGCCUUCCAAGUCCAGACUCUACAUACCACAAGGCAAAAGCAAUCCAAAUCGUCAACCGCCGGUUGAGAAAGCCAGUACCUGAAUGUACUGAUGCCACUAUCACAGCUGUCGCCUGUCUUGCUCUCUUCGAACAACUUACCGGGUCGGAAACAAGUGCGAAACUGCACAUGGAUGUCCUCGAAGCUAUGGUUAGCACACGUGGUGGUAUCGAUGCCAUGCGGCAGGGGAGCCACGCGAGAAAGCUCACAACAUGGAUCGAUAGCUGCGCAUCAAUCCUCCUCGAGACUCCAGCUCGAUUCACACUCACACUUUCACCUGAUGAAGAGACGCCCACAGAAUGGGUUCCCUUCUCCAGCCUGGCACAAGCAUACGUCUCAAGACUUACUACACACACCUCCAUCCCGAAUCUCAGCUCCGAAGCGAUCUCCGUCUACUGGGGCAUCCGUAACGUGACGCAGCUGAAAGAAAUGACAUCCCGACUCUCACAACCACCAGAGAUCCUAGCAUAUAGCGAUAUGGUUGAGCGGCUAGAGCGGCGGACUGUUGCUAUCUUGCAGUCAGCUACGUUGAUCAGCUCCAGCCCAGACACGGCUAUCCUCGUCCUUUUCGCAAAUGCAACAUCAUUACACAUCUACAUGUUUAUGCGCGACAUGCCGCUGGGGAUAUCUUUCCUAGGAACUUUAGCUCAGCGUAUUCGGAGGGCGUUAUCCUCGCUUACGCUCAGCGAACGCGACCAUUUGCAGACUCUGUACCCGGAAAUGUGUCUGUGGGUGUAUUUAAUGGGUGGGAUCGGCGGACUUGCCACAGAUGAGAGAAUAUAUUUUGCGGAUUUGACGAAGAGGAUAUGCAAGACUAUGGCGUUGAGAGGCGGGGAGGGAGACGCGGACGUGGAUAUGAAUGAUGCUGAGAAAUGCUUAGGGGAGUGGUUGUGGUGUGAAGGAUAUAAGGGGGCCAGUACAGAAGGAUUCUGGGUGGAAUUCACCAGUGCUGGGCUCAGCGUAGAGGAUGUUGACGGCGAGCUAUUAACCGAGGAGCAGACACCGGAUGCAUGA
Molecule: messenger RNA, 1743 nt
Organism: Cadophora gregata
Lineage: Eukaryota; Fungi; Ascomycota; Leotiomycetes; Helotiales; Ploettnerulaceae
Exons: 6
Coding region: 1-1743 (580 amino acids)
Source: RefSeq, a predicted model, not a curated record